Molecule: messenger RNA, 842 nt
Organism: Anopheles maculipalpis
Lineage: Eukaryota; Metazoa; Arthropoda; Insecta; Diptera; Culicidae
Product: trypsin-5-like
Exons: 1
Coding region: 1-825 (274 amino acids)
Biological process (GO): proteolysis
Molecular function (GO): serine-type endopeptidase activity
Source: RefSeq, a predicted model, not a curated record
AUGGCGAACAAGUUUACAAUUAUUCUGCUGCAGCUAAGUGUGGUAGCUGUUUGUGUACAAGCAAACACAUGGCACAGUAGUAGGCUUAUCCAUCCAGUGCGUAGAUUUGCCCCAACAUCACCAUAUUUGGCAGCAAAACGUAUCAUCGGUGGAUUUGCGAUCGACAUCACGGACGCCCCAUACCAGGUGUCCGUCCAGCGCAACAAGGGACACGUCUGUGGAGGAUCAAUUCUGAACAGAAAGUGGAUCCUUUCAGCAGCACACUGUUUUGACGAAGAGUCACUAGCGAUAACGACUGUACGGGUGGGAUCAUCGGAGCAUGCAUCCGGUGGUACCGUCAUGAAGCUGGCACGCAUCAUACCUUAUCCGCAUCAUAGCUCCAGCACCAACAAUUACGAUAUCGCGCUGCUGGAACUGAAGGACGAGCUUACCUUUAGCAACAAGAUACAGCCGGUUGUGCUGCCGGAGCAGGAUGAACCAAUCGUGGAAGGAACCAUGGGUAUCGUGUCUGGUUGGGGACUGACGCUAAACGAAGCUGAAUCCAACGAUGUUUUACGAGCUACCAACGUACCGACUGUGAAUCAGCAGGAAUGCAACAAAGCCUACCAGUCGUAUGGUGGAAUUACAAAGCAAAUGUUUUGCGCCGGGUAUAAGCACGGUGGCAUGGACACGUGUCGGAGAGAUUCCGGUGGGCCUUUCAUUGCCGAGGGCAAGCUGAUUGGUGUUGUCUCUUGGGGUCACGAAUGUGGUGCCGCUGGCUAUCCGGGAGUGUAUGCGCGCGUGGCUAGCGUGCGCGAAUGGAUUCGUGAGCACAGUGGUGCAUAAGCGGGACUCUUCGAAGG